This is a messenger RNA of Cantharellus anzutake, 1681 nucleotides long. RefSeq lists its product as uncharacterized. Bases 427 to 1338 code for a protein of 303 amino acids. The record is from RefSeq and is a predicted model, not a curated record. The transcript has 5 exons. NCBI's taxonomy places the organism in Eukaryota, Fungi, Basidiomycota, Agaricomycetes, Cantharellales, Hydnaceae.
CUGGUUUCUAUGCGUGUGCUUCAUCACACGGACGUGAGCAUGCGCAAUAUUGGCCAGGCGACCAACAUGCAAUCUGCCCCCACGUCCCCCGAGCUUUCCCCAGGGGAUCGUGGCUGAGGUCCCUGAGUGAUUUCUUGAUUGACUCAAUUGUGUGCUUCUCUGGUUGUCUUGCUUUCUUCCUCGCUUUCUCCCUCUACCUCCUUCCUUCUCCCUGACUCGCGCUCUAUCAUGUUGUUUCCUCUAGCAGUCGUGGUGUUGAUACCCUAUGCCACUGCAAUCACCAUCAUGUGGCCGGUGCAGGUCAUGCAGGGGACGAACCGCUCUGUUCAGUGGUCUGGCGGAAUUGUAACGUAGAUUUCUGCAACCACAUUUCCAUCGUUUUCUCAGGCGAUUUCUUCUACUACUCCAAGGAACCUUACGAACUCGAUGUCAACAGGUGUGCCGCCUACGUUACUAAGAUCAAGGACUUGCGAUAAUCCGUUUUCGCCUCUGGCUAGCCUCAACCCAACGCAGAGGCUGCACACCUACAUCGGAAACGACCUUGUAUUGUACUGCCCAACCCAAUCUUAUCUAGCAUCUCUUUGCUGUCGACCCUUGUUAGUAUAUCAUUGUUCUGUAGUUAUCUGGGCUUACCUCUUGAAUUCACAGUCAGCACAAUCUUUGGCUUCUGUAUCUUCAGUCAGCGUAACUUCCCACAGUUCUACUAGUUCUCAGACCUCCACCAACCCACAGCCAACAUCCACACAAUCCAAAACUUCUGGCUUCUCAUCUCCGACACAAACGUCUUCAGGUGGAGGCAAUAGCACCUUUUCGAUAUCGACAAGUGUCAGUCUCCUAAUAAUCUGCGGUUAUACACUUUCUUCCAUCUCUUCAGCCAGUGUGGUUUCCACCAACUCUACAGGCGCCCUGGUAAAUAUUGCAUAUUCUUCAAGCUGGACACUCUCCGUUCAUCCUCAUUACUUCUCCGACCCAACACCUUCGAGCAGGCGCCACGGCACUUGGGCAAUAGCCGUCGGGGUUUCUGUCGUUCUGUUGCUCCUUGGCCUUGGCGCUUUCUUUUUGAUAAGACGACGAAAGGGUCGUUCCAAAGAGAAGGAUGAUGCAUUUGAAAGCCCGCAUACAAUUUAUCCCCAUGUUCACGCUCCAGUCGUCACCCAGAACACAUCAGUGGACGUUGUUCCACCUUUGUACCCGAACGAUGUUUUUGCGCCUUCUGCCUUCCGAGGGACAGCGGGAAGUAUGAUGACGGCACCCACCAACUCAGACGAAGUGUAUUACAAUCGCGUUGUAAUGGGUGGGAGUGGCGGAUACCUUCGGGCUAACGAUACGUCAAGUUAAUCAUCAGCACUGGGGAACUAAUUAUUUUCCAACUCCCUCGCUUGCUAACAUGGACCUUCUCACUUGAUUCGUUCGCUUCGCGUUAUCUCUAUUGCUGCAUUGCUUGGUAUCUGGACUGUUACGUCCUUGAUAUUUUUUUUGAAUGUCCCCCGGCGUUUGGACCGGGCGAAAGGGUUGAUCCUUCGUAUGUGUCUGUGCAACGCGCGCGCGCGCAACCGUUUCGCUGAUCGGUCAUGAUCUGUCGGUGGUACAAUAGUCUACACUCUUGGCCGGAUCCAAUUUUGGUCUUUAGCCCCUCGAUUCAGUAGUAUUAGAAUUGAGUCUUAACAACCAACACUAUGUA